AUGGCUGCCUGCCUCCGAGCAGGCAACAGGAGCCCCACGCCGGGUGGGCAGGACAGUCUCGGCCGCAGGAUAGGUGGCAGCGAUCCCAGCAGAUCUUCCCUUAAGCGACUAACUGGAUCUUCUGGGUUUGUAACAGAUGGACCUGGAAAUUAUAAAUAUAAAACGAAGUGCACAUGGCUCAUUGAAGGACAGCCAAAUAGAGUAAUGAGACUUCGUUUCAAUCAUUUUGCUACAGAGUGUAGCUGGGACCACUUAUACGUUUAUGAUGGGGACUCAAUUUAUGCACCACUAGUUGCUGCCUUUAGUGGCCUCAUCGUUCCUGAGAGAGAUGGCAACGAGACUGUCCCUGAGGUUGUUGCCACAUCAGGCUUUGCCCUGCUGCAUUUUUUUAGUGAUGCUGCCUAUAAUUUGACUGGAUUUAAUAUCACUUAUAGUUUUGACAUGUGUCCAAAUAAUUGCUUGGGCAGAGGAGAAUGUAAGAUCAGUAACAGCAGCAAAGCUGUUGAGUGUGAAUGUUCUGAAAACUGGAAAGGUGAAGCUUGUGACAUUCCUCACUGUACAAAUAACUGUGGUUUUCCUCAUCGAGGCAUCUGCAAUUCAAGUGAUGUCAGAGGAUGCUCCUGCUUCUCAGAGUGGCAGGGUCCCGGAUGUUCAAUUACUGUACCAGCUAACCAGUCAUUUUGGACUCGAGAGGAAUAUUCUAACUUAAAACUCCCCAGAGCAUCUCAUAAAGCUGUGAUCAAUGGAAAUAUAAUGUGGAUUGUUGGUGGAUAUAUGUUCAACCACUCAGAUUACAACAUGGUUCUAGCGUAUGACCUUGCUUCUAGGGAGUGGCUUUCACUAAACCAUUCUGUGAACAACGUAGUUGUUAGAUAUGGUCACUCAUUGGCAUUAUACAAGGAUAAGAUUUACAUGUAUGGAGGAAAAAUUGAUUCAACAGGGAAUGUGACCAAUGAAUUGAGAGUGUUUCAUAUUUAUAAUGAGUCAUGGGUAUUGUUGACCCCGAAGGCAAAGGAGCAGUACGCAGUGGUUGGGCACUCGGCUCACAUUGUUACACUGAAAAACGGCCGAGUGGUCAUGCUGGUCAUCUUUGGUCACUGCCCUCUCUACGGAUAUAUAAGCAAUGUGCAGGAAUAUGACUUGGAUAAGAACACAUGGAGUAUAUUACACACCCAAGGUGCCCUUGUGCAAGGGGGCUAUGGCCACAGCAGUGUUUUUGACCACAGGACCAGGGCCCUGUACGUUCAUGGUGGCUACAAAGCUUUCAGUGCCAAUAAGUACAGACUUGCUGAUGAUCUCUACAGAUAUGAUGUGGACACCCACAUGUGGACCAUUCUUAAGGACAGCCGAUUUUUCCGUUACUUGCACACAGCUGUGAUGGUGAGUGGAAACAUGCUGGUGUUUGGAGGAAACACGCACAAUGACACGUCCAUGAGCCAUGGCGCCAAAUGCUUCUCUUCAGAUUUCAUGGCUUAUGACAUUGCCUGCGACCGCUGGUCAGUGCUUCCCAGACCUGAUCUCCACCACGAUGUCAACAGAUUUGGCCAUUCAGCAGUCCUGUACAACAGCACCAUGUAUGUGUUUGGUGGUUUCAACAGUCUCCUCCUCAGCGACAUCCUGGUAUUCACCUCACAACAGUGUGAUGCACACAGCAGUGAAGCCGCUUGUUUAGCAGCAGGACCUGGUGUUCGGUGUGUGUGGGACACAGGGUCAUCUCAGUGUAUCUCCUGGGAGUUGGCAACUGAUGAACAACAAGAAAAGUUAAAAUCAGAAUGUUUUUCCAAAAGAACUCUUGACCAUGACAGAUGUGACCAGCACACAGAUUGUUACAGCUGCACGGCCAACACCAAUGACUGCCACUGGUGCAAUGACCAUUGUGUCCCCAUGAACCACAGCUGCACAGAAGGCCAGAUCUCCAUUUCCAGGUAUGAGAGUUGCCCCAAGGAUAACCCCAUGUACUACUGCAACAAGAAGACCAGCUGCAGGAGCUGUGCCCUGGACCAGAACUGCCAGUGGGAGCCCCGGAAUCAGGAGUGCAUUGCCCUGCCUGAAAAUAUCUGUGGCGUUGGUUGGCAUUUGGUUGGAAACUCAUGUUUGAAAAUUACUACUGCCAAGGAGACUUAUGACAAUGCUAAAUUGUCCUGUAGGAACCACAAUGCGUUUUUGGCUUCUCUUACAACCCAGAAGAAGGUAGAAUUUGUCCUUAAGCAGCUGCGAAUCAUGCAGGCAUCACAGAGCAUGUCCAAACUCACCUUAACCCCUUGGGUUGGCCUUCGGAAGAUCAAUGUAUCCUACUGGUGCUGGGAAGAUAUGUCCCCAUUUACAAAUAGUUUACUACAGUGGAUGCCAUCUGAGCCCAGUGAUGCUGGAUUCUGUGGAAUCUUGUCAGAACCCAAUAUUCGGGGACUGAAGGCUGCUACCUGCAUCAACCCACUCAAUGGUAGUGUCUGCGAAAGGCCUGCAAACCACAGUGCCAAGCAGUGCCGGACACCAUGUGCCUUGAGGACAGCAUGUGGAGAGUGCACCAGCGGCAGUUCCGAGUGUAUGUGGUGCAGCAACAUGAAGCAGUGUGUGGACUCCAAUGCCUACGUGGCCUCCUUCCCUUUCGGCCAAUGUAUGGAGUGGUAUACAAUGAGCAGCUGCCCCCCUGAAAAUUGUUCAGGAUACUGCACCUGUAGUCAUUGCUUGGAGCAGCCAGGCUGUGGCUGGUGCACUGAUCCCAGCAAUACUGGCAAAGGAAAAUGCAUGGAAGGGUCCUUUAAAGGACCAGUGAAGAUGCCUUCACAGGCCCCUCCAGGAAAUUUCUACCCACAGCCCCUUCUUAAUUCCAGCAUGUGUCUGGAGGACAGCAGAUACAACUGGUCUUUCAUUCACUGUCCAGCCUGCCAGUGCAAUGGCCACAGCAAAUGCAUCAAUCAGAGCAUCUGUGAGAAGUGUGAGAACCUGACCACAGGCAAGCACUGUGAGACCUGCAUAUCUGGCUUCUACGGGGAUCCCACCAACGGAGGGAAAUGUCAGCCAUGCAAGUGCAACGGACAUGCGUCGCUGUGCAAUACCAACACGGGCAAGUGCUUCUGCACCACCAAAGGCGUGAAGGGGGACGAGUGCCAGCUAUGUGAGGUAGAAAAUCGAUACCAGGGAAACCCUCUCAAAGGAACAUGUUAUUAUACUCUUCUUAUUGACUAUCAGUUCACUUUUAGCCUAUCCCAGGAAGAUGACCGCUAUUACACAGCCAUCAAUUUUGUGGCCACUCCUGAUGAACAAAACAGGGAUUUGGACAUGUUCAUCAAUGCCUCCAAGAACUUCAACCUCAAUAUCACUUGGGCUCCCAGUUUCUCAGCUGGAACCCAGGCUGGAGAAGAGAUGCCUGUUGUUUCAAAAACUAACAUUAAGGAGUACAAAGAUAGCUUCUCUAAUGAGAAGUUCGAUUUUCGCAACCAUCCAAAUAUCACUUUCUUUGUUUAUGUCAGUAAUUUCACCUGGCCCAUCAAAAUUCAGAUUGCCUUCUCCCAGCACAGCAAUUUUAUGGACCUGGUACAGUUCUUCGUGACUUUCUUCAGGUAA
Molecule: messenger RNA, 3564 nt
Organism: Carlito syrichta (Philippine tarsier)
Lineage: Eukaryota; Metazoa; Chordata; Mammalia; Primates; Tarsiidae
Product: attractin
Exons: 25
Coding region: 1-3564 (1187 amino acids)
Cellular component (GO): Golgi apparatus
Molecular function (GO): protein binding
Source: RefSeq, a predicted model, not a curated record